Saccostrea cuccullata (small rock oyster) is the source of this 5676-nucleotide messenger RNA. RefSeq lists its product as uncharacterized. The record is from RefSeq and is a predicted model, not a curated record. Gene Ontology annotation, molecular function: calcium ion binding; protein binding. The transcript is spliced from 33 exons. Gene Ontology annotation, biological process: cell-matrix adhesion. The coding region runs from base 1 to 5676 and encodes 1891 amino acids. Lineage: Eukaryota; Metazoa; Mollusca; Bivalvia; Ostreida; Ostreidae.
AUGGAAAUUGGAGGUAAUAAAUGUGAGAUAUCUGUAAAAUGGAGACACCCGUCCACUGACGCACAUCUUAUUGUUGGUUAUGAGGUUCAGUUGUAUUCUCUUCAUUAUUACUCUUGGAGACAUGAAGAAACCAAUCAUCUUGGAAAUCUCACAGAAUAUGCAACAUCGUGUAAACAUAAUCCAGGUCGUGGAUAUUACUUUGUAAUCAGAUCUAAAAUUCUACUCAGUAACCCAACAGAGACCAUUUAUGAGCAAAGGAGUUCAUCGAAAAUUGUAUUAGAUUUAUACCCACCAGGAAAAAUAGACAGAAAAUUAAGCAAUUUCUCCGCAAACAAUCUCUAUUUAACUUGGCAAAGACCAGCACAAAACACAAUACUGAAUCAUUACAAAGUUAUUAUUAAUGGUCAUCAAGAACAAACUUACGGCAGUUUUCCACAGAUAUACUGGCCUAAGAAAUUGAAUCCUGGUUCAAUUUACAACGUCACAAUAACUGCAGUCAGUUAUGGUUCCAUCGCUAGCGGUAUAUGGGCUGGACAAAAAGAAAGUGAGGCCUUUCUGGAUUGGAUAGAAACAGAUGAAUCCGACAUAGACACGUAUGCCUAUAUGCCAUAUGGUGAGAGAGAUGAGGUGUUACGAGGGGAUGACGUAACAUCACAUCAUCUAAAGGCUCCCACGACAUUAUAUGUAGGGGAUGGAUCAGAGGGUGGAUUUACUUCAGUCGUUAUUGGCACAAAUGGGAUAAUAGGCCUUGGAGAGGAAUUUAAUAGUAUCACAAUACAUGAAAUUAACACUGCAGAUUUGAGGGACAAACGAAUAAUUUGUCCUUUUUGGACAGAUCUAUUGACGGUGGAUGCUACUGGAAAUGUUUAUUUCAAGGCAUAUCAAAGGGGGAUAAAUGCCGAAAAUGACUUGUUCCUAAGAAAAGCAAAUGAAAUAAUUCGACUGCAGUUUGGAGAUUUUCCUCAUUUUGAGGCGACUUGGCUUGUCAAAGUUACAUGGGAAAAUAUGACAUUAUUCGGAGAUAAGUCUCAGGUAGUGACUUUCCAAAAUCUUUUAAUAACAGAUGGGAUGAGUACUUUUACAGUAAUUAAUUAUAUAGAUGUUAAUCUAAAACCAAUCAAGAAGAAACAAAUAACCAUCGGAUAUCAGUAUAAAAAGGAAUAUCGAAAAAACUCUUUUUCAAACAAAAAUGCAGCUUUCCGAAUGAGUAAAAAUCCAGGAAACAGAGGAGCAGGGGGAUUUUGGAUUUAUAAGAUGACGACCGGAAUCCCCCCUAACAAAGACGAGAGAGAAUGCUUUGAUUGGUAUACUCAAAACAAAGAGCGAGACAUGUAUACAAAUCUGUCUCCUAUUUUGAGUCUAAUCGAAUGCCCAUGUGAUAGUCGACUGCUGAGGUUCGACCCACGUUAUGCUAUCAGUAGAUUUGAUAGAACAAACAGAGUACUUUGCUAUUCCUCCAUGACAGUGGGAAGGAAUGCUGAAUGUUGUUUCAGAAUGCAUGGAUCAAUUGAUAAUUUGAGUACAUUGGAGAGAUUUCUACCCGCCGCAGGAACACUUCUGGAGUAUAAUCCAUUCUUUGAACGACAACUGUAUAGUCAAAGUGACCUUAAACCCAAAGAGGCCUGUUGUAAGUCAGGACACUGUCAUUGGUACUACGAAGUUCGUCCAAUCCCACGCUGCUAUUGGAGGUCACCAUUUCAACCUGGCGUAAAUUUUGGUGACCCCCACAUUUUUACACUCGACGGUAAAAACUAUACAUUUAAUGGCUUUGGAGAGUAUACAAUGAUGAAAAUAAUUAAAGAAUCGACAAAGUUUGACUUCCAGGCGAGAACGGAAUUAGCCACCACAGCAAACGGGACGACCAUUAAUGCAACGGUGUUCAGUGCAUUUGUUGCUCAGGACCAUACUGGGUCAAAAGUGCAGAUAGACAUGACUCGGGAUAAGACAAAAAUGAUAAUAAGAGUGAACGGAAAUGAUCUAACCAGGGAGUUUGAAAAUGCAAACUAUACACUUCUCACACAAAAUUUAUCAGUACGCUGGGAAAAUCAAACAAUAUCAGCAUCCUUUCUCCAGUCGUCUAUUAUAUUAAAAGUCAGUUUGGGUGUACGCUUUCUUAUUUCGGAGACAGUCGUGGAUGAAGCGUACAAGGGAUUAACAAAAGGUUUAAUGGGCAACUUUGACGGAAAAAUUGACAAUGAAUUUAUUCUUCCUAAUGGAACUACUUUGAAUGAAGGUGCAACAAAAACAGAGAGAGACAUCUACUUCAACUUCGGUCAGCAAUGGCUUGUCGGUAACGAUUCUUUAUUUACUUAUGGAAGGGGAUUAACAUACAAAAACUUCUCUCAUCCCGAGUUUGAACCAUUAUUUGUGGAUGAAGCAGAUGAAGAAAAAUUAAAUGAAGCGAAAAAGAGCUGUGGACCAAAUCCGUCACAAGCGUGUAUAUUUGAUUUUCUUGCAACUGGGGAUAUUGCACUCGCUGAAUCUUCCGGAACUGAGGAAACGGUAUCAAAAGCCGAUAUCAAGCUUAUUGAAAAUGAAACACCCAGGAUAUCUGGAACCACAUCCAUUAAUGUUGAGGUUGGCAAUUCUGUAGAACUCUUCUUUAAUUAUACCGAUGAUGGCGACCAAAGGCCUAAAUAUAAUAUCUUAAAACAACCAGAAAAUUUUCUUUUAAAUCAAACAACAGGAAUAGCAAAAUGGACACCAAGAAAUAUAAGUGUGGCAGAAAUAAGCAUUAGUGUAGUAGAUGAGUUAGGAGCCGAGUCACCGUCUCUGGAUGUCUCCAUUGUCUGUUGUGGAGGCUGCUUACACGGAGGCCGCUGUGACUACGAAAACAUUAUACAGACAGAAAAAGUUCUGUUUAAUCAAGCAGUGUGUGUCUGCGAAAUAGGUUACUCUGGGGACAGAUGUGAAACGAAUACAGAUGCCUGUCUCUCUGGUCCAUGUCCUUUAAACAGGGAAUGCAUUGACCUCACUCCAGAGGAAGAGUUCAUAUUGGGUCGAGGAUACAACUGCUCAGACUGUCCAUCUGGCUUUGUGGAUGUUGAAAAUAAAUGUGAAGAUAUUGAUGAGUGUGGAAACAAUGGCACAAACACUUGCAAUCCUGCAUCAGAAAUAUGCGAGAACACGGAGGGCAGUUUUGUAUGUAACUGCAUCGCAGGUUACAGAGAGGAAAAUAACAGCUGUAUAGAUAUCGACGAGUGUGAUGUAGGAGUAUCAAGAUGUGAGAGUAUUUGUGAAAAUACCCCAGGAUCAUUCAAAUGCCAAUGUCAUCCGGGAUUUUCCUUAAAUGAUGACAACGUUACAUGCCAUAGAACAGACAAAGAUCCAUGUAAAGAGUUCGACAACCAUUGUGAAUACACCUGUAAUUCGAAAGGACAAUGUAUCUGUCCAAUUGGUUAUCAACUUCACAAGAAUGGAAUGAAUUGUACAGAUAUUGAUGAGUGUAGUGUACAACCUUCUCUGUGUCAACAAAACUGUAUUAACAUAAAUGGCUCCUUCCUGUGUUCCUGUUCGCCGGGGUAUACACUUAAUGAGGACAAAUUAUCAUGUACAGAGUGUGAAGAACCAAACUACGGAGACAAUUGUAGCCAAAUAUGUACCUGUGGACCAGGUAUGGACAGGUGUAACCCAUUAAGUGGCUGUGUCUGUCUGCCAGGAUGGAUGGGGGAAAAUUGUACUGAAGACAUUGAUGAGUGUGAUACAGACCAAUCUAUCUGUGGAUAUGAGGUGUGUGAAAACCUGGAAGGAUCCUACCAGUGUAACUGUAAGGAGGGCUUUCAGAGAAAUCAAAGCAGUUGUGAAGACAUCGAUGAGUGUUCUGAUGACAGCUUAUAUAACUGCCCAGAAAACACAAAGUGUGAAAACCUGUAUGGAAAUUACACGUGCGCUUGCUCGAAAGGAUAUCUUAACAUAGAUUCUAUAUGCAAAGAUGUUGAUGAAUGUGAUAAUGGUAACCAUGACUGUCCUCAGCUUUGUAUCAAUACCAUCGGAGGAUUUAAUUGCGAUUGUGAAUUUGGGUAUGAGCUCACUAAUGACCGUAGACACUGUGAGAAACUUUUAGACAUGUGUCAGCUCUUUCCGGAUUUAAACUGUAGCUAUGGCUGUGCAAUCAAAGAGGAAGCGGAUAAAUCAUUUAAAGGAUUUUGUUUUUGCGAAUCUGGAUUUAAACUUGAUAAAGAUAACAGCACAUGUAUAGAUAUAAAUGAGUGUGCAAUACCUUCUUUAGUAUGUGAACACAAUUGUACAAAUGUCCAGGGUUCCUUUGAAUGCGGAUGUUCCAUUGGAUACUUACUGCAAAACGAUGGAAGGUCCUGUAAAGCUUGUGUAGAUGGGAGGUAUGGAGAGGAUUGCUCUAGAGACUGUAAAUGUGGCAUAGGAUCCGAGAGAUGUCACCAUGUUAACGGGUGUGUCUGUAAAGGGGGUUGGGAGGGAAUGUUUUGUGACACUGAUGUUAACGAAUGUAACAGUAGCAGCAGUCCUUGUUUAGACGUCAACGAAGUAUGUAUCAAUACGAACGGAUCUUACAUGUGUAAAUGCAGGGAGGGAUAUGAAAAAUCGGCAACAAACAGUUGCAUUGACAUCAAUGAAUGUGAAGAACAAUCUCCUUGUGCUCACAACUGUACAAACACUAAUGGAAGUUACAUGUGUACAUGUGAUGAUGGAUAUGAGUUGGUAGAUUUAAGUAACUGCUCAGAUAUUGACGAAUGUCUUGUGCAUGUAUGUCACAUUUGCUCUAAUUGGGCUGGAGGAUUUGAUUGUUCAUGCUAUGAAGGCUAUUCAUUAAACAUAUCAACUCUUUCAUGUCAUAAUAUCAAUGAAUGUGAAGAAAAUAUCCACAACUGCUCAGAUAAUGCUACCUGUCAUGACACUGACGGGGGAUAUAGCUGUACUUGUUUCAAAGGAUUUGAAGGAAGCGGAAAAAAUUGCACAGUUUGUGGAGACUCUACUUUUGGUGUCCAGUGCUCUGAAACAUGUGAAUGUGUUCCAAACAAUACAGAUGUCUGUAAUCAUGUAAAUGGGUCAUGUCAAUGUAAAAACGGAUGGAUUGGUCAACAUUGUUCAGAAGAUGUUAAUGAAUGUGAACAACAGCUACCUAUAUGUAACGAAACCUUAAAUCAAUUUUGUUUCAACACUGAAGGAUCUGCUGUGUGUGAAUGUCGUUACGGUGGAUUGGAUAUUAAUAACUGCACUGCUCCUUUACCACCGCGGAAUGAGACUGACGAUGAAACCAAAGUGAAAGUAGAAAUUAAAUUUGAUGUCGAAUACGACAAAAACGAAGUUUUAGCUCAGCCUGAAAGGUGGAAAAAUCAAAUUGCAGAAAAGCUGAAUGAUUUCUACAAAAGAUCUAUUCGAGGUUUUACCGAAGUUAUCGUGUUGUCAAUUCGAUUUGGGAGCAUUAUAGCUGAUCAUGAAAUCUUUGCAAGUAACACUGACGCAAAAUCAUUGAAAACGGAUAUUGCUAAUGGAUUGGUAAUACUUGCUCGACAGGAUACGAGUUUUACACUUUUCAACAAAAGUGUUGAGGUGAAAGAUAUAGUGCUGAAGCACCCAAAUGGAACUGAUGAUAAACAUAUUUCUUCGACAUCCAAACCGUGUUCAAUUUUCGACACCAAAGAGUAUUGCACAGGCGCAGAGAUCUGUUCGGACGAGUCCGGCAUAGCAGUUUGUGUGUAG